GCGGCUCUGUAUUGCAGCAGGUAGGGCUGAGCGCUAGGACCCCGGAGAAUCCUUCCAGCAGCAAUCAGGACUACCUUAAACCCAGCCCAAUGCCUCUUCCUGCGCCACUCUGCGUGCUGGAUGGAGAUCCACAGUCAAGAGCUGCAGCUCAGUGCUGGAGUACAACAUUUCACAGGGAGCCCUGCAGAAGCAACACCUGUUUCGAGCCAGCCAAGAAAGACACAAGCACUUGUAUGUUGCUGCUUUGCUUGUGGAUCGUCAAUAAUCCUAAACCAGUGGACAUCUGCUGAGCCUCCUGAGAAUUCUGGAUAAUAGAUUUGGACGCCAAAAGUUUUUUUUUUUCCUUUUUCUUUUUUCCUUUUUUUUUUGGGGGGGGGGAUUUAUCUCAGCCAACAACGUGAGAUUUCCCCCCUCCCCCUUUGCAGGAUUCAUGCUGAUGUAUGCAGUCUGUUAUAGAGUAAAAACAGCGCAUGCCUUUCUGGAGUCAGAAUCCAUAAAUCCUGACGUAGCCUGUGCAUCUUAAAAAAAAAUCCCUAUAACGCCUAGGUAUUUAAGUUGCUAUGGUCAUUCUUAUCUUAAACCAAAUGGAGAAACUACGGAUUUUUUUCUUUAUUACAGUUGGAUGGGCUGAAGACCGUAUUGCUUGCUAAGAGCUGGGGAUAUAUGCAUUUAUAUAGAUAUACACAUCUAUAUGUUUAUAAAUAUGUCAGUGUGUGAGUAUAAAGUGGUGGUUUCGUAGACUAACUGGUUUGACCUUGAACCUGUACCAGUCAAAACAGAAUAUUACUUUUAUUUAUGCAUUUAAUGGAUUGAAGAAAGAACAUUUUCUCUGUAACUGCGCUAGGGAGGGGAGAGGAGUGGAAUAUACCUAAUCUUAUAUCUCCUGGGUUUGGCACCAUCAUUAUUGUUUAUUCUUAUUCUCUAAAAGCAGAAUCUUCUGAUGGCUCCCUUAGGUGAAGUUGGGAACUAUUUCGGUGUGCAGGAUGCAGUACCCUUUGGGAAUGUGCCCGUUUUGCCGGUGGAUAGUCCGGUUUUGUUAAGUGACCACCUGGGUCAGUCUGAGGCAGGUGGGCUACCCAGGGGGCCUGCGGUCACGGACUUGGACCAUUUAAAGGGGAUCCUCAGGCGGAGGCAGCUAUACUGCAGGACUGGAUUUCAUUUAGAAAUCUUCCCCAAUGGUACUAUCCAGGGAACCAGGCAAGACCACAGCAGAUUUGGUAUACUGGAAUUUAUCAGUAUAGCAGUGGGCUUGGUCAGCAUCCGAGGAGUCGACAGUGGACUCUACCUUGGAAUGAAUGAGAAAGGGGAACUGUACGGCUCGGAAAAAUUAACCCAGGAGUGUGUAUUCAGAGAGCAGUUUGAAGAAAACUGGUAUAACACAUAUUCAUCAAAUCUAUAUAAACACGUGGACACUGGAAGACGAUACUACGUUGCGUUAAAUAAAGAUGGGACUCCAAGAGAAGGGACUAGGACUAAACGGCAUCAAAAAUUUACACAUUUUUUACCUAGACCAGUGGACCCUGAGAAAGUACCAGAACUAUAUAAGGAUAUUUUAAGCCAAAGUUGACAAAGACAAUUCCUUCACUUGAGCCCUUAAAAAGUAACCACUAUAAAGGUUUCAUGCGGUGGGUUCUUAUUGAUUAGCUGUGUCAUCACAUCAGCUCCACUGUUGCCAAACUUUGUCGCAUGCAUAAUGUAUGAUGGAGGCUUGGAUGGAACAUGCUGAUUUUGUUCUGCACUUAAAGGUUUGUCCUCCUGGAGGAGAGCCUAUGCCCACUCGCUUGAUUUAGUACGAGAGGGAGCGCGAGAGAGUGAGUGCGAGAGAGAGAGAGAAAGGGAGAGGAUGAAUGGGAGUGAGAGCGUGCGAGAGAGGAGCCAAGGGAAGGAGGAGGAGGAGGAGGAAGGCCUGAUGCAUGCUGGGGAAUAGACACGCUUUUAAAUUUUUGAUCAGUUGUACUUCGUCAUAUAUCAGCAUAGCUGCCAUACUUUGAUUCAUCAGGAUUUUUGGCUGGUGGCCUGCUCAAGUGUACGCUGCAUUUACAAAGGCAUGGAGGGUGCAGUCUUACUUAAACAAGAGACUUUUCAGUUAAUCGCUCUCUGGGUCUUACCCCACUGAGUUUAAAGCAAAGACCUCUUAGUAAAAAAAUAAAAAUAAAAAGUUAAAUUUAUUUAUAGAAAUUCCAAAGGCAACAUUUUAUUUAUUUUAUAUAUUUAUUUAUUAUAUAGAGUUUAUUUUUAAUGAAAUAUGUACAGGCCAGAUAGGCAUUUUGGAAGCUUUAGGCUCUGUAAGCAUUAAAAUGGCAAAGGCCACUAUGAACCUGUGGUAAAUUCAUGCAAGUAAAUAUAAAGGUGCAUGGAUAAAAAAAAAAAAAACCAAUAAAAAGGUAAUAAUAAUAAUAAAUUCUAGUGACCCUCAUGUACUAAAGGCGACAAUCUCUUUUGUGCCCGUAUUAUUGUACAAGUAUGCACACCACUCAUGACACUGAGUCCUCACUCUUCUGACUGCUUGUUUCAUAGCUUACCCCCAGAGGAUUAAAGAGAAAACUGGGUCUUCAACUUUUUUUAUGUGUCUGUAAUAUUUCCUCUCUGAUAAGUGACUUCUUACAUCCUUGUAAACUUCACAGCUGUGGAAAAUAUAGGGGUUGGAAUAUAUUCUACUUGUUAAAACCUAUUGCAGAUUAUACCAAAGCUAAAUGAUAAAUAUGCUUUUUUUUUUUUUUUCCUAAAGCAGAAUGCCAGAAACAACAUAAGUAAUAUCAACAAUUGUACUAAUUUUAAGAUUCCACAAAUAGCACAUAACGGUUUCAGAGGGCAAGAACCAGGUUAACAGGAUCACUCUUGUAAACAUGUUUACUUGUGCACUUGACUAUCUACUAUGAAAUUAUACAAGUUCCAUAGGGGUCAUUGUAACAUCUUUUAUGGAAAAUUGCUUUCAGUGUGAACUGUCAUAAUACAUGAUAUUAGCACCCUUCCUAAAGUAAAACUUGCAAAAUGAAACUAAUAAAUCUCUAUCAAUAAUGACAAUGAGGGGGACAGUAUUAGACUUGGUUUUUUUUUUUUCCUAAAGUAUGUUCAAAUAUUCAUGAACCGUAAGUGAGCUGACAGUAUGUAAUAUUUAAGGGAUUGUAGCAUUUUAUGUUAAGCACGCAAACACGUUGAUUAGCAGUUACCAUUUGGGAAUUAACCCUUAGGAAGAGGCAUUUUUUCCCCAGUACCCUAAAGGAAAAAAAAAAAAAAAGAGAGAAAAAUCAUGUAAGGUCCAUAUGACAAAUGCAUUUUGUAGUUGUUGUAUCCCUUAGGAUUUGAAUCCGGUGCCAUUAUGUUGAGUGUAACCUUUGCCAUGGGAUCUGUUGGGAGCGUGGCUGGUCCUGACACCCCUGGCUGUCCGCAGAGGCACGGAGGCUGAGCACAGACGUACUUUGGAGGAGCUAUACAUAAGUUUGUAGCCUAUUCGUUAUUAAGUAAUUUUUGCUCUGAGGCACUCUUGUCCAUGUGAUAUAUAUUAUUUGAAACGUAAUUCUGUUCUGGAACAACCUCUGGCUUGGUGUCCUGAAUGAACGUGACCUUUCUGUACUCGAGCAGGUAGCAGGGGCCACGUAUCAACCAGCGAUAUCAGCAAUCUUAAAUAAAACGUGGCAUUUUAUUAUAAUUGUUUAUGAAUGAUAAAGAUACAUAAAUUACGUUAGUUGAUUUGUAGGAUGCAGUUAGACAUACUUGUCUAGGGACUGUUAUUGCCUGGGAAUUUACAGCCUUCGACUGCGGCCCACGAGUUUGUUUUUAACCCUUCAGAGCUGCUGAGACCUGCAGGCAGUUUGCAGGUCAACCGGGUGCCGAAUCAUUUGUCCGGGCAGUGCAAAGCCAUGCCGGACCGUAGGAGAAGAAAGCAAGCUUCUGGGGAGGACUAGGGUUCAUUGCUCAGUGUUAAACAGACCAAUCCUACUGCAAGGAGGGGAGGUUACAACUCUCUGCUUUGUCAGUAAACCUGACAUACACCGGGAAAUUAAUCGCAAAGGUUAAAAUUACUAUGAGUUGAGGCCACAAUACUAGGCCAUGGUUUGAGUCUUAAUGUUAAAUUGACUUGGAUUUUUAGUAAUAGGCAAGUCAUUACUACUAGUUAACAUGUUUUAUUUAAUUUAUUUUUUUGUAUUUUUCUAAAGAAAGGAUUAAACCCAAGAAAAAUGUUAUGAGUUUAUGGCAGUCCAUAUAAAUAAACUGUAACCGAUUUACUCGAAUAACCCGUAAUGGUGUGUAAAUACUGACUUUAUGUAAAUAUAGAAACAUGUAAUUCAACAUAGGCAUUAUUGCGAGACUGGAUGGUCCAGGAGUUGGCAGUUUGCUGCUCUCUGCAGGUUCACUGGGUCAAAUUUGGCCUGUUUCGGGUAGUGAACAACAGAUUCUGUUCAGUCACUUGUGUAAAAUGAGUUAUUUCUAUUUGUUUUCUGGCGGGGGAUGGGCAAAACCAUGGUCACCUGGGUGCUGCUUAGCUCCUUUGCCAAUGUGUGAAGGGGUACGGAUGUUCUCCCGCUCCUUACGUGAUCCUGCUAAAACAGGGCUGGAGAGAGCUGACACGGCAAGGCAGGGAGGCUUGCAGUGCCACUCCUCCUGUGCUCUGGACAAACAAAAGUCUUCAUUUUCUAGUGCUGUCAAUCUGGCACCUUUCUGAAGCACUAAAACUCACUUGAAGAAAAAUCUGAGGGAGAAACAAAGGAACAAUUGGUGUUAUUUACUUGAUAUUCUGUAAUGGUGUGUAAAUACAUACAGAAUUCUGUAAUUUGUAUAAAUACAUUGCUAUAGAAUUUUGAAAA
Molecule: messenger RNA, 4805 nt
Organism: Harpia harpyja (harpy eagle)
Lineage: Eukaryota; Metazoa; Chordata; Aves; Accipitriformes; Accipitridae
Gene: FGF9
Product: fibroblast growth factor 9
Exons: 3
Coding region: 941-1567 (208 amino acids)
Biological process (GO): positive regulation of gene expression; positive regulation of epithelial cell proliferation; regulation of cell migration
Cellular component (GO): cytoplasm
Molecular function (GO): growth factor activity; fibroblast growth factor receptor binding
Source: RefSeq, a predicted model, not a curated record